Messenger RNA from Daphnia pulex (common water flea), 2685 nucleotides. Its product is annotated as retinol-binding protein pinta-like. The transcript has 7 exons. NCBI's taxonomy places the organism in Eukaryota, Metazoa, Arthropoda, Branchiopoda, Diplostraca, Daphniidae. Gene Ontology annotation, molecular function: phosphatidylinositol bisphosphate binding. The record is from RefSeq and is a predicted model, not a curated record. Gene Ontology annotation, cellular component: membrane. The coding region runs from base 217 to 1158 and encodes 313 amino acids.
AUACUCAAUAACCACGACCGCAAUGUAAUACGUUUGACGUGCAGAAGAGAAACUGCCGUCCGACGACUUUUUGUAUGUAGAGAGAAAAUAGUACCGUUAGAGUGAGCUGCAGAAAGAAGUAUGUGUAGUCUCAUUUUCCUUACAGUAGGGUUGCCACUUUUUACUCGGCUGGACUGGUUUCUCUACAAGUGUUAAAGACGGCUGCUGCUGCUGGAAAUGUCGACGAAAGCUUUUCAAACUCAGUUGAGUCAAGUUAUUUUGAAAAGAGCGCAGAGUGAAUUGGGCGAAGACGAGGAUCGCAGACAACAAGUGAUUGCCAUUGUCAAGAAAUGGAUGACUCAGCAGCCACAUUUGCAGCGAAUACGAUUAGAUGAGUAUUCAAUUAUUUGCUUCGCGCGCGGAUGCAAAUACAGCCUGGAGAAAAUCAAGAUCAAAAUUGAUUUACAAUGUACUUUGAGAACGGCCCUGCCGGAAUUCUUCACCGGAUGGGACCCGAUGAAACCGAGAAUCCAGGACGCACUUGCAUGUGGGUCGUUCCUCCCGUUGCUGGAUUACGACCAGCACGACAGAAAAGUCAUCAUCAUGCGGCCGGGCUGUUUCGAUCCGAUGCUAUUCAAAGCGGAAGAUAUCGACAAAGCCAAUUUCAUGAUCUCCGACACCAUGGGCCGGGAGGACGAGCAAAUGUUUGUCACCGGCAUGGUCAUCAUCGUCGAUGUCCAGGGAUUUUCACUCAACCACCUCACCCAGAAGCCGCUCGCCCUUUUUAAAAAGCAGAUGUAUUUCUUGCAGAGCGCUCCGAUAAGUCCCAAAACGAUCAACUUUAUUCGAACCAAUUCCGUCUUCCAUUCGGCUUAUAAUAUGGUGACGAAUAUGCUCAACGAUAAAAUGAAGCAACGGUUAAAGGUGCACGGGUCCGAUUUCCGAUCGCUGUACAAAGAAAUCGACCGCAGAAUUCUCCCCAAGGAUUACGGUGGCGAUGGACUUUCACUUGCAAAACUCACUGAUUUAUGGAAACAAAAAGUCGAGGAGCAAAGGGAUUCCCUGAUGGAAUCGGAGAGGAAUUUGCGUGUCGACGAAUCGAGACGUCCGGGCAAAGCCAAGACGGCCCAAGAUAUUUUUGGCAUCGAAGGAUCAUUCCGCAAACUCAACAUAGACUGAAUUUAAUUUUCCAAAGACCAUAACUUGCUAACAGUGACAGUGUGUCCGUUUAUUCCGGCGAAAUCUCCUUAUAAUGACUCACUCAAUUGAAUAGAAAUAUUUACAAACUUUUUUCCAGGAAAGGUUGUUCAAAAGUUGGUGAUUCUCUGAACUCUGUUAACGAUUUAAAUGUGUUUUUUCCCAUAAAUUAACUCUUAUGUUACUAGGCCCAGAACUGAGUGAGAGAAUUUAGAGAGAAAGUCAAUUUUUAAUUUCAAAUUGGCUUAUUUUAUUAUCACCGCCAUGGUUACUGUUUAGUUAACAAAUUUGCUUGGCUUCUCAGGGAAGUUUGUCUGCAUGAAAAAUGGCGUCGGCCACAAAUUCUUUAGUUAGUCGGCUGUGAAAAUGCUGUGAGUCUGCCAAUUCAGUUCAUUGUAGAGAUUGUGUUGAGCUUUUUAACGUCGACAUAAUCAUCACCAUUGAUCCCUCAAAACUCGAGAAUAGCCAAGCCUGGCAGCAUCAUCUGAGCCUAUCCACCGACGUUAAAAAAGGAAUACCAAAUUCAUCAAAAUGGAGCCAGCAGCAGAUUGAUGUCGCUCAACUCACCCGAUUCCCUUGUCCAAAAUGCCAAUUGGUUUCCGCACUCGCAACCCUUCCGUCGCUGACUGGCAUCUUUUGACAUGGACCGUUACGCUGGCUUCUUGAUCGUGUCGCUUAAAGCGAAGUUGAAAAGUUCUAGGUAAGUAUGUCUGAAAUUUGUUAUCCAUUAAUUUUAAUCGUGUUUUUUUUUUAAUGCUUAUCUGGUCGAUGCGUAACUGGCAAUUUUUCACGGAGGCGGUGGCUGGUUUAACACUCGCGUCAUUGGCUAAAUUUUCAAGGGAAAUUCAUGCAGGCGAUUUCAUCCAUUAAAGAAUAGAUUCUCUUCUUAGGUGCAUCUAAUAUUCCAAUUACUUAACAUUCUGCUUCACUUUUAGACGAGUCCAGCUCUGUCGAGUUUAUUUGAGUUGCUACUGGAAAUCAAGAAAGAAGAUUCUUCCGUUUUAUUGAUUCCUCAUCGCCUAGAAUAAAAAGCUAAACCUGGUAAUUCCCCUAGUUGUAGCACGCCAACGUUGCAACAAUUUUUCUACGAGGAAUUCAAAAUUAGUUUCAACUUAUCUUCAUUCUGACGUGGGGAAAAGUUGGUAAGCUGUUGUGUUACUUCGCAAGGUUCUAAAAUCCAGUGCAUUUUUGCUACAAUCAUCGAGACUCAUUUACUUAAAAAAAAGCUUUGAAGAAAAUUAAUUUGACAGUUUUCUUUCAUCAUGAGCAGUAAUUUUUAUUUUGAUUGUCAUCACCUUCCAAUAUGCAAUAUCAUCGUCUAAUACUGCCAGGAAAAACAUUUCAAUGUAUAUCCUGCGCAACAGCGAUUGAAAUCCUUGUUUAACGUCAUAUUUCUACGAGACCCAAAACGUGAAAACCCUACUGCCCUAUAAGAGUCCCACUUCUUUCCUUGGUAUCGUUUGAUAUCUUCAAUUAUUUUCAGAGUCAAUAAACUUUUUUCAUUCAUUA